Messenger RNA from Oryctolagus cuniculus (rabbit), 2157 nucleotides. Lineage: Eukaryota; Metazoa; Chordata; Mammalia; Lagomorpha; Leporidae. The record is from RefSeq and is a predicted model, not a curated record.
CCUGUCAGAUUGAGCCUCCCUACCUGCCUCGCUGGAACGACCUGUGUUUCAUCUGGGCUCCCUUACCUUCCCGCCAGCCCCUGCGCUGACCCCUCCAGGCGCUCUGUGCUCUGGGAAGAAUCCUUCAUGCUGUUGCAGGCAUUCAGCGUCGCAGUGAGUGACCAAAUGGAGACGGACUGUAAUCCCAUGGAGCUAAGCAGUAUGUCCGGAUUUGAAGACAGUUCAGACCUUAAUGGUUUUGAAGGCACUGACAUGAAAGACAUGAGGCUGGAAGCCGAAGCGGUGGUAAAUGAUGUUCUCUUUGCUGUCAACAACAUGUUCGUCUCGAAGAGCCUGCGCUGUGCCGACGACGUGGCCUAUAUCAACGUGGAAACGAAGGAAAAGAACCAGUACUGCCUGGAGCUCACUGAAGCAGGGCUGAGGGUGGUAGGGUAUGCCUUUGACCAAGUGGACGGUCACUUGCAGACUCCCUACUACGAGACAGUCUACUCCUUGCUGGAUACGCUCAGCCCCGCCUACCGGGAUGCGUUUGGAAAUGCACUGCUUCAGAGACUGGAGGCUCUAAAGAGAGACGGACAGUCGUGACUCAGCUCUUUCCUUUCAGAGGGGCCGCUGGGACAGUCAUGACUCAGCUCUUUCCUUUCAGAGGGGCCGCUGCUGGUGCAGAGUGUUGACGUCAAGCUUGAAAUUCUUGCAUAUUGUCCUAAUAGAAACGCAUCUUUGGUUUUAUGUCUAUCACUUGCUUCAGAUUUAGGCUUUUGGCUCAGAACGUUAUUGACGAAUGAAUUGUCUUAGUUUCUGAUUUAUUAAGGGAAUUCUGAGGCCAUUGCUAUGACAUCAUUAUUAAGACAUUCAGAUUUCUUCAUGUAUCUUUGCAUUUCAAAACCUGAUCAGUAUUGCGUACUCUUACCACAGGGCUUUGAUGCUGCCAGCACUCUUGUACAUAGGAGUUUCUAGAUUUGCACAGUAAUUUAGGAAUUACAAUUACCUAACUUCAAACUUGGAUUCAGCCUGCUAAAUCAGGGGUUUGCUACUAGCUUGGACUGACUUUGUAGUAAUUAUUUUGCUACUAGCCUUAUUGGAAACAAAUAAUCAACUAGUUUCCCCUGCACAAAUUUUAAAAUUCACUGCUUCACUUAAUGUAUUUAUAUUACUAGAUUACACGGAUGAUAACGAGGAGCUAAUUCUGUUCUUUAACUAGUACUAAAGGAAGAGCAGGGACUGAGACAGUUCUGUGCUCCUUGAUUCAGCAGCCAGCCAGUGAAGCAGAGGGCAGACCGUUCACAAAUGAAUGUAGUGAUUUCUCGUUUCCAAGAUCUCUAAGCACACAAGCAAAUGCAGGAACAGGCUCCAAUCUUUUUCUUAACAAAAACAUCCUCAGUGUGUGUGACUUAAAAGAAGGGAGACUCUGGUUUCCUAGAAGACAAUAUUUUGGCCUGUGUUGGUUCUUACCCUGAAUGUUUGUUUACAUAAUGUACAGGAUAUAUUCAGAAAGUAUUUUUGCUUCAACGUUUACUUUCUAUAGUGCAGUGCUUUGGUGUUCCCACGGCACCCUCCUCCCCCAACAGAUGUACAGUGUCUGUCUCAGUGCUGAAUGUACAACGUGAUACGAGUGCACUGUGUGGGUUUGAAACCAAAGGAUGAAUGGAGCAUUCAGAGACUUACUAUUUGAAAAAGGGAUACUCUGUAUUUUAUAUUUUAUUACAGGAACUUGAUAUUUAUAAACUGUACCAUGCUGCUGCGUGUUCUCCAGUACAUGUUGAACAAUAAGGGUUGGGGAGUUGUUGUUUUUAAACAGUCACCUAAAGCAGCUGCUGUAGAAAUGCUGAACUGAAAGUCUGCAUCCGGACACAUUUCAUAAAUUUGUCAUUUGCGGAUACUUUAAUCACUAAAGCGUAGAUACCUGUAGGCUCUGAGGAUCACGUGGACCAGAGCAAACUGCAGUUCAGUUUGCAUCAGCUGUCGUUGUCAAACGUAAUUGGGCUCCUUAAUUAUGUUUGAUGAUGCAUGUUCAUUCUCAGCUUUAUGUUCAGAUGCUUAGCUGUUUGGGCAAUGAAGUCAAACUUCAGGUUGAACUUCCUCAUGCUUAAUCUCAGGCUAACUGUAAAUGAUAUUUCUAAAAUUUGAAUAAAAUUCUGUUUACUCAUUUUGAGUUAA